Molecule: messenger RNA, 915 nt
Organism: Auxenochlorella protothecoides
Lineage: Eukaryota; Viridiplantae; Chlorophyta; Trebouxiophyceae; Chlorellales; Chlorellaceae
Product: Mitochondrial thiamine pyrophosphate carrier
Exons: 4
Coding region: 1-915 (304 amino acids)
Biological process (GO): thiamine pyrophosphate transmembrane transport
Cellular component (GO): mitochondrial inner membrane
Molecular function (GO): thiamine transmembrane transporter activity
Source: RefSeq, a predicted model, not a curated record
AUGGGCGUCAACACGCCGGUCAGCUCCCCCGCCAGAUUCCAAGUCCAGCUCGAGCCUGUCUGGCAUGCGGCAGCGCAGUCCGGCCGACCGCUCGUCCGCUCCAAGUACACGUCCAUUCGGCAGGCUCUCGCCACCAUUGUCAAAGAGGAAGGCAUCCAGGGACUAUGGCGAGGUACUGUCCCGGGCCAGCUCCUGUCUGUCCCAUACACCGCUGCCCAGUUCUUCACGGUCCAGCAGAGCAGGCAGCUGGCAAAGCGAUGGGGGGUGGACACACACCCCGCCGCUUCGUUCCUGACGGGCGCCCUGUCGGGGGCUGCUGGCACGGUCGCCAGCUACCCCUUUGACCUGCUGCGGACGACCCUGGCAGCCCAGGGGGUGCCCAGGGUGUACAACAGCAUGGCCGAUGCUGCCAAGGGCAUCGUCGCCAACAAUGGCCCGGCGGGACUGUAUCGGGGCAUGGGCAUCACCAUCUUGGAGAUCAUCCCCUACGCAGCUCUCCAAUUUGGGCUAUACGACUACUUCAACAAGUGCUGGGAGGCACAUCGGGCCCGCUACCCUUCCCUGCCCGGAUCCAAGGAUGUGCAGCACCUCGUGUGCGGCCUGGCGUCGGGCUUGCUGGCCAAGCUGGCCACCCAUCCGCUGGAUGUGGCGAAGAAAAGGGUGCAGGUCGCAGGACUGGCGCGCAGCACUGCCUAUGGUGAGCGCGUGGCCCUGGUCGCGACCCGCUCCCUGCGAGGCUGUCUGGCUGACAUCUACCGGCGAGAGGGCUUUGCGGGCCUGUACAAGGGCGUGGCGCCCUCCGUGCUCAAGGCGGGGCCCUCGGCGGCGAUCACGUUUGCGGCGUACGAGCUCUUCCUGCGCUGGCUCAGCGUCGCGCAGGAGGCCAGGAGGUCCGAGGCAGCGUCGGGGGAGUGA